AUGAGCGGAAUCAAGCAAAUUUCUCUCGCUGAAGUCCAGAAACACAACAAAAAAGAUGAUCUGUGGCUAAUAAUUCAUCACAAUGUUUACGAUGUAACCAACUAUCUUGAGGAUCAUCCUGGUGGAGCAGAUUCCUUACUUGAAGUCGGAGGACAGAAUUCGACGGUUGCUUUUGAAGAUGUUGGGCACUCAGCUGAUGCGCGGGAAACGAUGGAAUCAUUUCUGAUAGGCAGGUUAGAAGGUGCACCUGAUGAGGCAGAUGAGGAUAGAGGACUACCAAUGCCUAAACCAGAUUUGAAAGCAAAAUCCAAAGAUCAAGACUUUAACAGUGAAGCUCCACUCAUAACUGUAGGUAGGGCUGGACUGAAGGUUUUCUCGCUUGGAUCGGCGCUUUUCUUGGGCUUCGAAGUUUAUUCCAAAACGCCAAAAAUUGGAUGGCUUCCUGCGCAGCAUGGAGGAUUUUGGAAAGGAGUGCUUGUCUCGAGUAUUGCUACAUUAUCUGUUGCGGCAGGAGUAGGUCUUUACCUUGAGAAGGCACUAUCAAGACCUGAAAAAAAUCCCUAUUCAUACCCAUCGCAUUUCAAACCAUCUGUUUUCAUUGCUAAACCGAUUACGAAAGUCAAAGGAUAUCUACAGCCUGAAAACUACCAGAAGUUACCGUUGGUUAAAAAAGAGAAGAUAUCUUCGAAUACGUAUCACUUAGUAUUUAAACUUCCAGGAGAUGAUACGAUACUCGGUCUUCCAAUUGGACAACAUAUUAGCAUUCGAGCGGAGAUUGACGGGAAGCUUGUUAGUAGAUCAUAUACACCCGUUUCUAAUAACUCUGAUCCCGGGGAACUUCGAUUGGUUAUCAAGAUGUAUCCAGACGGGCUUCUCACAGGGAAAUAUCUUCAGCAUCUUAAAGUUGGCGAGGAGAUUGAGGUACGUGGACCAAAGGGUGCCAUGAGAUAUCGAAAGGGGAUGGUAAAGGAGAUAGGAAUGAUCGCGGGUGGAACAGGAAUCACACCGAUGUAUCAGUUAAUUCGAGCAAUAUGUGAAGAUCCAACGGAUAGGACAUGCGUUACUCUUCUCUAUGGUAACAAUAGUGAAGAGGAUAUUCUUCUCCGGGAAAAAUUAGACGAUUUCGCAGAGAAAUACCCCGAGAACUUCAGAGUCCAUUACGUACUAUCCAAUCCAUCCAAAGAUUGGCAACGAGCUCAAGGAUACGUAACCAAGGAGAUGGUCGAAGAAGAAUUCCCAAAGCCAAGUGACGAUAGCAAGGUGUUACUUUGUGGACCUCCUGGUUUGAUUGAAUCUAUGAAAACUAGCUUGGUAGAGUUGGGCUGGCAGAAACCAAGAGCAAGCUCUGGGUACUAUUGA
This is a messenger RNA of Sclerotinia sclerotiorum 1980 UF-70, 1359 nucleotides long. RefSeq lists its product as hypothetical. The record is from RefSeq and is a predicted model, not a curated record. Gene Ontology annotation, cellular component: endoplasmic reticulum. Gene Ontology annotation, molecular function: oxidoreductase activity; heme binding. The transcript is spliced from 4 exons. NCBI's taxonomy places the organism in Eukaryota, Fungi, Ascomycota, Leotiomycetes, Helotiales, Sclerotiniaceae. The coding region runs from base 1 to 1359 and encodes 452 amino acids.